CACACACACACACACACACACACACACACACAUACAUAGGCUCACACAUGCUUACUAAUGCUUACUCAUUCCAAAAUGAACAUAUUGAUGCCACCAAGCUCACGUUCAUUGUGACAGAAAGGUAAACAGAAACUUUGUAUUCCACAGUCCGGUAAAGCUUUUCUAUAAUCCGGAUCUUGAAAAGUUGAAGAAAUAGAAAAAGAUUUCAGACCAAGUUUUUCAAUAUAUGUAUUUCUUAUAUUUUUUCCUCAUCCUUUGUUCAUUAUCUUUACGUGCAAUGGCAUAUUACAUUUACCUUCUGGAACUUUCUCGCACUUACGAGGUUAUCUGUGUAUGAUCUUCCUGAGCGACCCGAGCACAGCAUAAAAUCUCUCCAAAUCUAUUGGCUAAUGAAAAGCAUACAUCUUAAAAUAACUUAAAAUACGAGAUGCUAACGAUCGUUUUGGAGACGCUUAGAUUAUCAGCCGAAAAGUUCCCAAAAACAGAAUGCUUGAAAACGAAACUAAAAAAAGAGCCAUAGAAGUGAGGCCGCAGCCAUCUCGGUUAAGUGUGUCGGGGCCUGGUGGUUUAACACUUGUGGCUCCACUACCUUGCUCACUGGGCUAGUUUCAGGCAGCCAGAGCAGCGCAGAACCCUGGCACAGGAACCUCCAGUGGGAUGUUGAUAAUGCCACGCCGCUGCAUGCUAGAGCUCUCCAACACCUCCUCUGUCUCUAUCACCUCCUCCAUCUUCCUGAGGAAUCACUAGCAAAGAAAUAUUUUUUUAUCUAUUUUCUUUGUAGGAUUUCACAAAUUUUCACGUCAAUCUUUGUUAUUUUAUUUGGGCUAUUUUUGAUUUUGUACUACUUAGUGAGUUCAUAUUGUUUUAUGACUCUGUAUUUUAAGGAUUUAAGUUUAAAGGUCAUCAAGAGACGACUCUAUUGCUGUUAGCCUUUUGGGUUGCGAUAAGAGUGUUGCUCCAAAAAUGAGUAAAUCAGGAUGUGUAACCAACACAUGAAAUGAGGUAAAAGCUCUUCUUCCUAUUCCCAAUUUAGUCGCAACUUCCCCAUAUCCCUGAGAAUCGGCAGCCCGGCAGUCAUAGUUCCCUAUCCCUUUACUUGCUUCUGGCCUAGUCUUCACUAUACAGUCUGGUAUGUUUUAACUAUACAGUCUGGUAUAAAACAUUUUUUUUCUUAUUGAACGCAUCAGUUUUCCUUCCCCAAUAUUUACAUGAAUCUAUCAUACUGGCCUUCCUUAUGAGAUGGAUUAUGGUAACAGAGACUGAAAAUCCUGGUCAGCUAUAUUUCAUUUGGCUAAAAGAGCCUUGCCUAUUGCUUCAUUCUAUUUUGAAAGCCCUCCCUAAAUUCAUAGAAAUUCCGUGCAACAGUUUCCAAGCAAACAUUUCCAAGAAGCUAGCUGGCAAGGUACUGAAAGGAUAGCAUGUUUCUCUGGGAGUUUGUUAUAGGUGAGAGUAUUCUAAUCGAAAAGUAAUUGAAAGGUUUACUUGGAAGAAUAAAUCAGACGGUGUACAACGUUAAUAAAAGAACACUUUAUUAAUGUCAAUGUGAAAGCUAAGCAGUUAAUUUGAAUCCCAAUUUUCACAACCAUGUUUCCCUCCCUGCUCGGGUGAAUCAUGUGUCAGUUCAGUGAAAACAUGGCUCCUAACAAAAGUGGUUUGCGUUUAGUUACAGGCUGUUUUACAAUUCCUCGUCUGCGCUUCCCUUUCUGUCACUUCUCCAUAAUUCUUGGUAUUUCAGUUCCACCGGCCCCGUUUCUCAAGCUUCCCCUUUUCCCCAUAGAUUCCUAUAAUUCACGGUUGCCUCUUCUUCCUCUUGCCUUGUACAAACAAGAGCGUACGUGGGGAAAUCAGGCAGCCACAGUGACAUGCAAAACCACAGGCCUGCAGAUAUGGGACUUGCAAGAUUGUGCGUUGUGUCAAAGUUUUGCCACAGCAACAGCAGACAGGGAAAGAGAAACCGGACCACUUGACACACAGGACACUUCCCUAUUCGGACCACUGGGAACAAAGCAUCCACAGUGGUUGUUCAUUUGUGUGCAGAACAUUCUCUGAUACACAACAUAGGUGUUUUGGACGCUGGGAUAUGACUUCUCAACCGGAUAAAAAGUGUGGCCCUACAUGUAUGUUUGUACGUGACCGUACUUUUGUGCGCAUUUGAGAGAUGUGUAGAUAAAGCUAGGGAGGAGAGAGGAGAGAGGAAUGGGGAGACUAGAGUGAGAGAGAAAGAGAGAGAGAGUGAGAGAGAAAGAGAGAGAGAGAGAGAGAGAGAGAGAGAGAGACAGAGAGAGAGAGAGAGAGACAGAGGGAGAUGGUGAAAUUGUAUUCAUUAAACCCCUUUGUUGUUCUCCCCACCCUGGUUUCCCCAGUAACACGGUUUCCUGUCUCAGUGUUUCCUGUUUAUCUCGCUGUUGGUUGUUUUACAAAAGACUCGCGUUGUCAGAUGGAACCACGACGUGUGUGACUUCAUCCCAUCAGUGACAUGUGUUAAACCCCAACGCACGUCGUUCGUAGCCCGUGUGACAAACGUGUUUGUGUACAUAUUUAAAGAUUACGGGAGAUGCAUAUUUAAUAAUUUAUUAACGUCAUCUUCUCAUUUUCAGUUUACUGAAAACGACUUGACACGCCAUUACUAGUUAUCUCAAAAUCUUUUAGAAUUCAACCUUUCCUACAAUGGAAAGGUUCUUGUGACGUAGUUACCAUCCACACUGGCAACCAAUAACCAUUCCGCGCGCCAGAUCAACUGUGUUUUGUCACGUUUGCACAAACCCAUAUUAGAAAGCACAUGGUAAAGUAAAGUAGGCCAUGCCAUUUCACCUUAUCUUCCAACCCGCCCUGUGUAGCUAUGUCAACCUGGGCUGGGCCGACCUCAGGGGGGCCCGUGUUCUUGUCGUCUGUGUGUAGUACUUUUAUAAGAUGUCAAAUGCAAAAAGGACCACGCUGGGAUUCUAAAACGUGGCCCCUCCCCUUGCCCUCUUUUCCAGCCUGUAACAUUAAAGUUGAGGCGCGCAGUGACGAGGAGAACGGGCUCGCCUGUGACGUCAAUGGCGAGGAGGAGUGUGCGGAAGACUUGCGCGUGCUCGGGGCCUCAGCGGCCCGGGCGAACGGCUCCCAGGCGGGCCCCGACUCCAAGGGCUACGCCUCGGCCGGGGGCAUCCGCCUGCCCAACGGGAAGCUCAAGUGUGAUAUCUGUGGGAUAGUUUGCAUUGGCCCCAAUGUGCUGAUGGUGCACAAGCGCAGCCACACUGGAGAGCGUCCGUUCCAGUGUAACCAGUGCGGGGCGUCGUUCACCCAGAAGGGGAACCUGCUGCGGCACAUCAAGCUGCACUCGGGGGAGAAGCCCUUCAAGUGCCACCUGUGUAACUACGCCUGCCGCCGGCGGGACGCGCUCACCGGACACCUACGCACGCACUCUGUCGGAAAGCCCCAUAAGUGUGCGUACUGUGGGCGGAGCUACAAGCAGCGCAGCUCCCUGGAGGAGCAUAAGGAGCGAUGUCAUCACUACUUGCAGUGCAUGGGGCUCCAGAACAGCCUCUACACAGUAGUAAAGGAAGAAAGCAACCAGAAUGAGCAGAGGGAAGACUUAAGCCAAACCGGAUCCGAGAGAGCUCUGGUGCUAGACAGACUAGCUAAUAAUGUAGCUAAACGUAAGCGCACUAUGCCUCAGAGGUUUAUGGGUGAGAAGCGUCUGUCGGAGCUGUCCUUCGAGGGCGGGGCCGUGGAGAUGAUCCAACCCCACGUCAUGGACCAGGCCAUCAACAGCGCCAUCAGCUACCUGGGGGCGGAGUCUCUGCGGCCGCUGGUGCAGACCUCGCCCGCCUCCUCCUCCGGGGGGGGCGGCGACGCGGCGCUGACCUCCAUGUACGCCUCGCUGCACGCCAAGCUCCCCCCGCCGCCGAACCCCGACGGCGGCGGCGGCGGCGGCGGCGGUGGCGGCGCGGGCAACGGCCUGUCGUCCAAGGACAGCGCGGCCGAGAACCUGCUGCUGCUCUCCAAGUCCAAGUCGUCCAGCGAGAAGGACGGCUCGGCCAGCCCCCCCAGCGGGCGGGACUCCAGCGACUCGGAGAGCAACAACGAGGAGCCGCGCUCCUCCGGCCGCGGCGGGGGAGGGGCCGGAGCCGGGGCCGGGCCGGGCCUCAUCUACCUGGCCAACCACAUGGCGUCGGGGGGGCUGCGCAACGGCGGGCUGCCCCUGGUGAAGGAGGAGCAGCAGAGGCAGCUGGCGGACGCCCUCCGGGCCAGCAUGGAGCUGGCCUCGGAGGGCUUCAAGGUGGUGGCGGGCGACGGGGAGCAGGUGCGUGCGUACCGCUGCCAGCACUGCCGCGUGCUCUUCCUGGACCACGUCAUGUACACCAUCCACAUGGGCUGCCACGGCUUCAGGGACCCCUUCGAGUGCAACCUGUGCGGCCACCGCAGCCAGGACCGCUACGAGUUCUCCUCCCACAUGACCCGGGGGGAGCACCGCUACUGA
This is a messenger RNA of Gadus chalcogrammus (walleye pollock), 4465 nucleotides long. RefSeq names its product IKAROS family zinc finger 1 (Ikaros) (gene ikzf1). Gene Ontology annotation, biological process: regulation of transcription by RNA polymerase II. Gene Ontology annotation, molecular function: DNA-binding transcription factor activity; RNA polymerase II cis-regulatory region sequence-specific DNA binding. The coding region runs from base 2840 to 4465 and encodes 541 amino acids. The record is from RefSeq and is a predicted model, not a curated record. The transcript is spliced from 5 exons. Lineage: Eukaryota; Metazoa; Chordata; Actinopteri; Gadiformes; Gadidae.